Zea mays is the source of this 3480-nucleotide messenger RNA. The record is from the annotation of a RefSeq genome assembly. NCBI's taxonomy places the organism in Eukaryota, Viridiplantae, Streptophyta, Magnoliopsida, Poales, Poaceae.
AUGAACUAUCCUCCACUGACAGCAAAAAAAUUGGCCGAAGUGAAAAGACUCUUGAAAAAGAGUCAGAUUCCUGAAUUGGAAUAUAGAGAAUACGAGUAUGAGGUUAGAUAUGAGAAAGAAAUGCGUGAAUUAGAAUUGCAGAAAGAUAAAAUUAAGAGCGAUUUCUUUAACUGUAAUUAUAACCCGAUCAGGGAGUCAGUUAGGGUAUCAACGGAUAGAGACCCUGAUUUAGAGGAUGAAAAAAGAGAGCAGCUAGGAGAGUCUAUGCAGGCUGAAUGGGAGAGACUAAGGCGGGGUGUAGAAGUCGGUACUUCAGAAGAUAUCAAUGUUGACACAGUCAAACGUUGGGGUUUGCAAAAUAAUAAGUACAACGCUGAACACUGGAUCCCUCCAGGGGGUCAGCGCACAGCUGAGGAUAUGGGAAAACUCUACCAAUUCUGGGAUGAAUUCAUUGAAACAUAUGAAAAUGAGGUUAUGAUGAAUUCGGGGUACAGGGAACCCUUAAAUAAAGAUAAAGUGUUUAAUACACUACUAGAUCAUUCUAAUAAUAAGACCAAUCAGACGGCUGAGGAAUUAAAAGGCAUUCAAACUAAAAUAGAACGUAUGACUAUGUAUUUUUAUGAGGCCAAUGUCUAUGAAUCAUUAGGUCAGUUGAAGAAUAAGUUCAUCAAUAUAGAUGAGCAAACAGCAAAGGAUUACCUUCUUGAUAAGUUAGAGAAACCAGACGAUCUAGAUAUCGUUAGAGCUAUGGGCACCUAUACACUGGAAUGUAUAGUUGUAUUUGUCUUAAGCAAGCAGUUUAAUGUGUUUGCUUUGGAGAAGGCUAGUGUUCAAGUUGCUACAUUGGUGAGUGAACUAGAUUCCGCAGCUAAGAUUGAGUAUAAUCGUAUAAUCGCUGAGGGUAGAAAGCGCAAAAAAGCUAAGCGGGGUGAUAAGCAGAUAAAUGAAGAUGAAAACAUCUUAUUGCAAGAUAAAGGUGUGGAUACCUUUAAUGGUGAUGUACAUUCCGAGCUGGAUAGAAAGAAAAAGAGCAUAUCAAAACAAACGAAUCGAAAAAGAGUUCGAAUCAGUAAACAUAAGGAGCCCGGUAUAGGGGAAGCCCUGUUUGGCUGGCUGGCUAGCAGGAAAUUGAUAGAAGUCAAAAAACCUGUUUUUCUCUUUGAUAAGAAGAAUAAGAAGCCAAAAAAUGUAAUAUACCCGGGCUAUGUAGAUUGUCUAUUUGACAUUAAAGAUCUACCCUUCUGUUCAACCUUACCUAUGGUAUACCCUCCAGCCGAUUGGGAAUUACGGCCCACCGCAACCGCGGAAGUCUCGGAUCCAUAUAUAACGAAUCUGACCCCUCUAUCGAGUUAUAGAGGUGGUUACCUCACAACCCUACAAAGGGAGAGUGGAGAUAGUCCGACUCUCUUAAGUGAAAAAGAUUAUGGUGUAUUUGACAUACAUAUCGAUCGCGAGAGAUCUCAACCAGUGUUGAGUGCUGUGAAGAAGCUUCAGCGGCAGCCCUAUCGAAUUAAUAAAUUAGUCUAUGAUUUUAUACAAAAACAUUGGAGUGUAUUAGUGUCCGUGGGGCUUCUCAGGCCGAAGAAUCUAGCUUUAUUUAAACGAAAGGAGGCGCUCAGGCUACUAUCUAGCCUUUUGUUUAAACACGAGGAGCUUUCAACGAUUUAUCGAUAUAGUGAGUUGAAAUCUGUAUUGUUAAAAAAUAUACACGCGUCAACCUUCGAACUAUAUACUAUGAAAAUAGCUGAGGCUUAUCUAGAUUAUAAAAUCUAUUUUCCAAUCUUUCUGGACUUCAGGGGGCGAAAUUACCGCCAUGGACCCUUCCAUUUCCACGAACGUGAUUUAGUGAGAUCACUCAUCAUAUUUGAUGAAAGUGAUGACUCAGCAGCACAUACUAUAAAUAGUGAUGAUGAGGAUAGAAUCCUCCAUAAUUUCCUUAUAUCAGCGGCAUACCAUAAAUCUAAAUUUGGUGUAUACCAAGACGCUAUGGAGUUUAUCUCUAAAAUAAUACCAGAUAUGGUAAGUAAACCUACAUUCUUUGAAAAAGAUAUCUUUAUGGAUACACUGUGCUGCAGGCACCCAUUUCAGUAUAUAUCAUCAUGUAUAAGUUUGAAGACGUACGCGGAUACAGGAGACUUGUCUGUGCUGCGAUACACACCAGUAUCCCAAGAUGCCUCAGCAAGUGCUUAUCAGAUGAUGAGUUACUUUUUGUUGGAUAUUGAUUAUGGGAUACAUACAAAUCUUUUAAAAACCCCAAAUACGGAUGGCAGAUAUAUCAGGGAUAUAUAUGAAUUCAUGCGGGAUUGUUUAAUAAACUAUCUCAUCGCUGAAGAAAAGAUAGAACUAGUAAUUAAACUACUUACACGUAAUGAAAAAGAUCAAGAAAGUGUAUUAGCUAAGAUUGUUAGUAUAUUUGAUCGCAAUGUGGUAAAGAAAAUGUUUAUGCCCAUGAUGUAUGGGAAAACCGAUUAUACCUUAAAAAAGGAUGUUGAAGAUCUAUUAAAGGGUAAGUCGGAUUCCGAGGGAAUAAACCUAAUUUCAAAACAUAUUUCUACAUAUUGGAAAGAGAAUUUUGGAAAAAUGAAAGAUCUUAUGGAUCUUAUCAAUUAUGUUAGCUGGUUUGGAGCAGGACAGGAUAAACCGGUGGUAUAUAGUACGCCGUACUGGGUAACGCUGCAAACAUAUAAGCGGCGUAAACGCGUAAAAAUGAAAAUACAGUAUGAAACAACCAAAAAUAACGAAAAGGAGGUUAAAACAACAUCGGCUAAAAUGCUUGUACCGUUAAACGAUAACGAUAUUAGAAAGAGCUCAACCUCAACCUUUGCCAACUUCAUCCAUCAAAAGGAUGCAUUUACUGCUAUCCAGCUUGUUGAGUUUAUCAAUAAACUCGAGAAUGCUUCCUCAAUUCCUAUAUACGCAGUACAUGAUAAUUUUAUAACUAUGCCUGAAUAUGCUUGGAUUUUGCCGACCCUUUAUAGGGAAUCAAUCUUUCGUAUGGGGCACCCACUCAUCAUAAUAAACAAAUUUUUAUUUGAUCAUAUACUUCUACCUGCAAUACAAAACGAACAUCCUAAAGAUAAACACUUCUUCUCCGUGGAAGAGCGCUCUAUGUUAUAUCGUAUGAUGAUUGAUUUACAGAAUCCAUUGAUUCCCGAUUUUGGAAGUGUUGAUAUUACUAAGGAUAGAAUCAAAUCUAUAGUGAUUCCGAAAGAUCUUCUUCUUAAGUGCUUUUCAUGUUUAUGGAUGAGUAAAACUAAAAAAAUAUCUUUAGUUAGAUGGGAAUCUUGUCGUGAUAAAAUCAUCAAGGUAUACAUGAGGUAUACUGAUGAUAUCUCUUCAGAUGAAGGGGUUAGUAGAUGGUUGGAAUACAAGAAGAAUCUUGACUUAGCUAGUGAUCCUGUAUGGAGUUGUGAUAAUACUAAUGGUACUCAGGCGGAUUCGCUUGAUAAAGGCGAGGAUGACUACUGCAUCCAUUAUUAA